Cydia fagiglandana is the source of this 505-nucleotide messenger RNA. RefSeq names its product larval cuticle protein F1-like. The record is from RefSeq and is a predicted model, not a curated record. The transcript is spliced from 2 exons. Lineage: Eukaryota; Metazoa; Arthropoda; Insecta; Lepidoptera; Tortricidae. The coding region runs from base 70 to 471 and encodes 133 amino acids.
UGCUCUACCUGAUUGUUAGACAACUUCCAAAGUUCGCGUAGUAAACUACUUACGACUAAAAAAAACAAUAUGCAGAAACUCAUCGCUUUCACCGCUUUCCUGGCGUGCGCCGCCGCCGCUCCCGGGCUCCUAGUCGCCCACGAGGCGCCCGUCGUCCACUCCGUGCACGCCAUCCCCGUGGUGGGCUCCAAGACCACCAUCACCAAGAGCAGCCAGGUCGUCAACCACGGCAGCCCCGUCGUGCACGCCGUGCACGCUGCGCCCGUUGUGUCCGUGCACUCUGCUCCCAUCGUCCACGCCGCCCCCGUGGUGCACGCCGCCCCCGUCGUCCAUGCCGUCCACGCCGCCCCUGUCGUGCACGCCGCUCCCUUGGUCGUGAAGACCGCUCCAUCCGCCAUCACUCACAGCAGCUCAGUUGUUCACCACGGACAUGUCGUCAAGUCCGUCCCCCUGAUCGCUGUCCAUCAUUAAUCAGAUAUUUAGAAUAAAUUAUUAAAUUACUUAU